UUGAUCCAACAAAAGAUCUAAUGAAUCGAAACUUGAAUGGUGGAAAAAGCAACAAAUACUGUGAAGUGGAAAGCAAAGCUUUCGGCUUUGGGAUGAAAAAGAAAGAGAGGAAGAAGAAGAAGAAGAAGAAGAUCAAAUCUAGGAGACACACACCCACACGGCGCCGGAGAGGGAGAGAGGUGGGGAGAUGGGUGGGGUGACUUCCUCGGUGGCGGCGAAGCUGGCCUUCUUCCCGCCAUCGCCGCCGUUGUACGAGGUGGUGACGGAGCCGGAGUCAGGGGUGGUGCGACUCAGCUGCUUCCCCCACCGCGAGAACGUGGAGGUGCUCCGCCUCCCCACCCGCCGCGGCACGGAGAUCGUCGCCCUGUACGUCCGCAACCCCUUGGCGGCCUCCACCCUCCUCUACUCCCACGGCAACGCCGCGGAUCUCGGCCAGAUGUACGAGCUCUUCGUCGAGCUCAGCAUCCACCUCCGCGUCAACCUUCUGGGGUAUGACUAUUCUGGAUAUGGGCAAUCAUCCGGAAAGCCAAGUGAGCAAAACACAUAUGCCGAUAUAGAGGCUGCUUAUAAGUGCCUUGUCGAGAUCUACAGUGCUAAGGAGGAAGAAAUUGUCCUCUAUGGUCAGUCUGUCGGAAGUGGACCGACGGUGAAUUUGGCUGCCCGACUACCUCACUUAAGAGCUGUCAUAUUGCAUAGCCCUAUACUCUCAGGUUUAAGAGUGAUGUAUCCCGUAAAGCACACAUAUUGGUUUGACAUCUACAAGAAUAUUGACAAAAUAUCAUCGGUCAAUUGUCCUGUGCUGGUAAUUCAUGGAACAUCAGAUGAAGUUGUGGACUUCUCUCAUGGCACAAAGCUUUGGGAAUUAUGUAAUAAGAAGUAUGAACCGCUUUGGCUCAAAGGAGGAAAGCAUUGUGACUUGGAGCUUUUUCCUGAGUACAUCAAACACCUCAAGAAGUUUAUAUCUGCGGUCCAGAAAUCGCCUUCUCAGAGGAGCACCUGGAGAAGAAAUGCAGAUCAAUUUGAGCUAUCGAGGAUGAGCACCAGCCGCUUGGAGCCAUCAAGGAUGAGCUUUGGUCGGAGAGAAAGAUCUAAGCCAAGCACUGCAAAGUCUAAAAGCAAGGAUCAGACGUCUCCCAAUGUGGAAAAGCAGGAGAAGAUGAAGAUAUCAUUUGACAAAACAGAGAAGUCCAGGAGAAGUCUGGAUUGCUUCAGACUUUCCGGGAAGCACGUCGCCGAUCAACCGGAUAGAGGACGUCGGAGCGUCGACAGAUUGGAUAGGAUAUGGGCCGGUUGAAGUCUUAAUUUGUUUGUGGAAUCCAUACAUGGGCUUGAUUGUGUUGGGAGAAGUAUCUGUACAUUUAUUUGUGCUUACCAAUCAUGUAAUCUGUUUGUGGAUGUUUAUAUGGCAAUGAGUGGAUGCUGAAAAGGAAGCCUAGAUGACAAGUGAUUGAUGCUCUUGGCUUAUAAUUUAGCAACAUUUUUAUUCUUGAUGUUUAAGCAGCUUUAACAGGGUGGAAUAAGUGUAGUUGUUCA
Musa acuminata subsp. malaccensis (wild Malaysian banana) is the source of this 1533-nucleotide messenger RNA. RefSeq lists its product as uncharacterized. The record is from RefSeq and is a predicted model, not a curated record. Lineage: Eukaryota; Viridiplantae; Streptophyta; Magnoliopsida; Zingiberales; Musaceae.